This is a messenger RNA of Stegastes partitus (bicolor damselfish), 1143 nucleotides long. RefSeq names its product HLA class II histocompatibility antigen, DQ beta 1 chain-like. Gene Ontology annotation, cellular component: MHC class II protein complex; membrane. Gene Ontology annotation, biological process: immune response; antigen processing and presentation. The record is from RefSeq and is a predicted model, not a curated record. Lineage: Eukaryota; Metazoa; Chordata; Actinopteri; Pomacentridae. Bases 13 to 783 code for a protein of 256 amino acids. The transcript is spliced from 5 exons.
AUCUACCUGACCAUGGAUCCACAGCGGCUGCUCUCCCUGAUCCUGCUCUUCUUAUCUCUGCAACAAAAAGGGAGGACUGCAGAUGAUGAUUACUUCCACAUCCUGAUGACAUGUCAGUUUGUGGAGCGGGGCUCACAGACCGAUGUUAACUACGGCAUUCAGUAUCAGUACAACGGACGUCUGCAGGCACAGUACAACAGCUCGACAGAGACCGUGGUUGGAUUCACACGAUAUGGACAAACGUUCGCAGGCGAGGUUAAUAAAGAUCCAGACUACCUUCGGAUCAGAAAAUAUGAAGAGGACUUCUACUGCAAAAUCCUUGCUGCUCAGCUGUACGGAGGCAUCCAGGGAAAAGCAGUUCCUCCAGUCAGCAGGAUGAGGUCUGACCGAAGUGGAGACUCGGAGCUUCUGGUCUGCAGUUCCUACAACUUUUACCCCCCACAGAUCAGACAGACUUGGCUGAAGGACGGCGUCGUCAUGGCCGACCCUCCAGUUUCCAUGGUUACAGAGAUGCCUGGUGGAGCGUGGCGUUACCAGGUUCACUCCCACCUGAAGGUCAGCCCGGCCUCAGGAAACUUCACCUGCAUGGUGGAGCACAUCAGCCUGCCGACGCCUCAGCUGCUGGAACCAAAGCGGCCUGAGUCCAACACCGGGCCGAUGGUUCUGGGGGGCGUCUUUCUCGGACUGGGACUGCUGGUUCUGCUGCUCUCUACUGGAUUUUACUGGAGAAAGACUCGCAGCACAAACAGCAGCAGGUCGGAGGUUUCUGCAUGCGAUGCCUGAUGAAGAACAGAACCGAGGACGCUGACGUGAUGGCAGCAGCUGAGGUCAACAUCAGUCACAUGUUCCUGCAGAGGGAGCGCCACCAGAACCGGACCCUAGGCUGACCUCGGUCCUGACCGUCAGACUAUAACUACACCGACAUGCACCUCGCUCAUCGUUACUUUUAUGAUCAGAACCUUCUUCUCUACCGUUCAUCCUACAGAUCAACAAAAUGACGUUUUUAAUACUUUUUAACAGUUCACUGUUAGUUCAUGAAUGUUUUGUUCAGUUACAGAUGAUCUAGAAACAAAUCACAGAAUGUCCACAUCAAAAUCUGUUUGAAUCUGUUUUAAUUUGUUCUUUUACAACAUGUGACUGUUU